Messenger RNA from Brenthis ino (lesser marbled fritillary), 2064 nucleotides. The record is from the annotation of a GenBank genome assembly. Lineage: Eukaryota; Metazoa; Arthropoda; Insecta; Lepidoptera; Nymphalidae.
AUGGGUAUUACCGGUUUGAUACCUUUUCUGGAGAAAGCUUCAAGAAGGGCUAAUAUUAAUGAGUUCAGUGGAUCUACGGUUGCUAUAGAUACUUACUGUUGGCUUCACAAAGGCGCUUUCGCUUGCGCUGAUAAGUUGGUACGAGGAGAAGAUACCGACGUCUAUGUCAAGUAUUGCCUCAAAUAUGUGACGAUGCUGCUUUCAAAGAAUAUCAAGCCGAUUUUAGUGUUUGACGGACGUCAUCUUCCUGCAAAAGCUAUGACAGAAACCAAGAGGAGAGAAACUCGGGAUAUAUGUAAAAAGAGAGCAGCAGAAUUGUUAAGUUUAGGAAAGGUAGAAGAAGCCAGAUCACAUAUAAGAAGAAGUGUAGAUAUUACCCACAAAAUGGCCUUAGCUUUAAUUAAGGAAUGUAGGAAUCGCAAUGUAGACUGUAUAGUGGCACCAUAUGAAGCUGACGCACAAUUAGCAUACUUGAAUAUAAAGAACUAUGCACAGUUGGUUAUUACUGAAGACUCAGAUUUGAUACUAUUUGGAUGCACAAAAGUCCUAUUCAAAAUGGAUCUUGAUGGAACUGGCACACUAGUGGAUACAGCAAAACUACCGUUAGUUAUGAAGUGUCCUAUAGAAAAGUAUACAUUUGACAAGUUCAGACAAAUGUGCAUUAUGUCUGGAUGUGACUAUCUCGCAUCUUUACCAGGGAUUGGGUUGGCGAAAGCAAGGCAGUUUGUAGUGGCUACCCAGGAUAAUAAUUUUGCCAAUGCACUCCGGAAAUUGCCAAGCUUCUUUAACAGAUCUACACUAAUUGUAACUGACGAGUAUCGAGAGAACUUCUUAAAAGCUGAAGCUACAUUCAAACAUCAGUAUGUGUAUGAUCCUAUUGAAAGGAGAAUGGUUCGUCUUACCGAACCAGAUGAUGAAGAUAUAGAAAUGGCGCUAUGCGUGAACGCUGGCGAACUGUUAGACCCUAAAGUUGCUUACCAAUUGGCCUUGGGCAAUAUAGAACCUUUCACAUUGAAGAAGUUAGACAACUGGGAUCCAGAUAUUCAUAAUAUGAAUGAACCAGUGAAAACUUCAAGUUGGAAAGAUAAAGGUAUAUCAACUCAUCCCAGUAUAUGGGAUCCUGUGUAUAUAGAACAUUUGAGUGAUGAAACUCCAUGGGCGAAAAAGGUGAAAAAACAAGAACCCAUAAUAUCUACACAAACGAGACAAAGGAAGAAAGUUGUUACCUUAGUUAGUAAAUACGUGCCGGAGACUCAAGAUCAAAGUUUAUCCAUUGAAGCACUGAGUAAUAUGUAUUGCAAUCAGCCAGCGAGUAAAAAGCAAAGGUUAGAAGACUCGGAAGCAUACACAGACACGCAAGAUGAACACAAUAUUGCCAUAUUAGAUACAUCAACUGACCAAAAAGUUAAAUCACCAAUACUAGAAAAUAAAGAACGUUCAUUCAAAAAGUGCCUACAAAACAACAGUUAUUCAGUAUUAAAGAAAUUAAGCCGUUUUCCAAGAACUGUAUUAGAUAGUAAUGUAAUUGAAAGCAAGUUUUUCAAUUCAGUUGACAUAGAGCAAGUGGUUAUUGAAGAAUCUCCAGAGAAAAGUGUAAAUCCAUUCAAAGUUCAAUCAAAAUCUGUCGACCAAUUAGAGAUUGAUACACCGUGUUAUGAUAUAGAGAUGCUGUCGUCUUCCCAGAAGGAAAAUUCUUUAAGUCCAUCAAGUAACAGUGUUGACACUAACAGUCCAAGCAAUAGAUCAGUGAAUAAUAGUCCAAAAUCUAGGAAUCCGUUUAAAUUGAUAAGUGAUACGCAAACAUCCAGUGAUACUGGUUUCAGUGAGAGUAUUGUAGAUAGUGAUAACGUCAUUGAAGACUCCCAGCAGCAACCCAUAUCGCCAAUCAAAUCCCAACCAACACUAGAUAGGUUUAAAAAAAGCACAAAUUGUGUAAACAAUGUCAAUAAUAUUAAAAAAUCAACAUGUCGAGUGUCAGGGCUGAAGAAAACCGCAUCAUUGCCCAAUAAUCAACCAACCUUGUUGAGCAAGUUUGGAUUUCAAAAGAAGCCAGUAUUAAAAAGA